Molecule: messenger RNA, 177 nt
Organism: Dentiscutata erythropus
Lineage: Eukaryota; Fungi; Glomeromycota; Glomeromycetes; Diversisporales; Gigasporaceae
Source: the annotation of a GenBank genome assembly
AUGUCAUUUGGAAGGAGAGAACCAUCAACUCCCAGACAAGUAACUCAGUUUAUAAUUCCUUUGAGGCAUUCGUACAUAUCUUUACUCGAUGUACUUCCUAGUUUGGUUGGGGCUAUAUUGUGUAAUUGUAGUUACUCCCAAUUGAGGUUUCAUAUUUCUACUUCUAGCUUUUUGUAA